AUGGAGUCCCCUCACCACAUGGGCAUCCGGGAGCUCAAUGUGAGCAACUGGCACGCUCACAACGGCCUGAACACUUUCAACCACGCUGUCCCGGCCAUCAAAACAAGCGCAGCCUUCUUCACCUUCCUCCGCGCAAACCUGGUCCUCAACCCCUCAGCAAUGUCUUCAAACACGAGCACCCCCGUGCUCCAGCCAACAACCAGCGGCGUCUCCCACCACCGCCCUGCCGCACCCUCCCCCCUCGCAAACUCCCAAACUCUCGACCCCCUCGACGACAUCCCGCCCCUCUCCCUCGAGGUCCUCUCCUCCCGCGACGACAAGGCCGCCGCCCUGCACCUGAUUGCGGACUCCAUCGCCCAGCAGCGCCAACAGGCCUCCUUCGCCCUUGUCUUCCACCCCGUGCCCCUCGCCGGCCUCUCUCUCGCCCUCGGCGUCGCCUACCAGUACGCCAAGCAGGACCUCGGCACCACUCUCACCCUCCUCUCCGGCGUCCUCAUGACCUACCUCCUCGCCAUCCGCUACGUCACGUCCGGCUACAUCCCCCUCGCCGAGGCCGUCUCCUGGUCCUUCAUCCGCCCCGUCCCGGACGCCACCUCCCCUACCGAGGAGGACCUCGUCCUCGGCACCCGCUUCGGCUCCGAGAUCGUCGGCGCCCUCGUCCUGCGCCUCGAGCCCGCCGUCCCCAUCGCCGUCCCCGCCGGCAGCGGCGGCGGCCGGCGCCGCAACAAGGCCAGCAGCUUCCGCGGCGGCAAAGGUCUCAUCCGCGCGUGGACGACCAAGCUACGCUACCGCGGCAAGGGCGUUGGCACCGACCUGCUCCACGAGGCCGUGCGCAUCACCCGCGAGCGCUGCGGCAAGGACGCCGAGGUCGGCUUCGCCUUGGAGCACGCCAACAGCCAGAUGGUCCUGCCCGAGUUCUUCAACGGCACCUUCCGCAAGCGCGAGCGCUGGGCGGCCAAGACGCUCGACGGCGUGCUGGCCGAGAGGGAGAUGCUCAAGAAGAAGAGGUGA
This is a messenger RNA of Colletotrichum aenigma, 1011 nucleotides long. RefSeq lists its product as uncharacterized. The record is from RefSeq and is a predicted model, not a curated record. Lineage: Eukaryota; Fungi; Ascomycota; Sordariomycetes; Glomerellales; Glomerellaceae. Bases 1 to 1011 code for a protein of 336 amino acids. The transcript has 2 exons.